Messenger RNA from Monosiga brevicollis MX1, 1684 nucleotides. RefSeq lists its product as uncharacterized. Lineage: Eukaryota; Choanoflagellata; Craspedida; Salpingoecidae. Bases 50 to 1234 code for a protein of 394 amino acids. Gene Ontology annotation, molecular function: ATP binding; GTP binding; ATP hydrolysis activity. The transcript has 7 exons. The record is from RefSeq and is a predicted model, not a curated record. Gene Ontology annotation, cellular component: cytoplasm.
GCUUGCUCUGUCUUUUGACGUGUGAGUUCGUCCUUGUGCACCCUUCAUCAUGGCCCCGAAGAAGACUGCUGCCGUCGAGGAGGACAACGCCAUGCUCCUCGGUCGCCUUGGUACCAAUCUCAAGGUUGGCAUUGUUGGCCUGCCCAACGUUGGCAAGUCCACCACCUUCAACGUCCUGACCCACAGCGAGGCUCCCGCUGAGAACUUUCCUUUCUGCACCAAGGACCCCAACGAGGCCCGCGUGCCCGUCCCCGAUGAGCGUUUUGACUGGCUGUGCGACUUCCACAAGCCCCCUUCCAAGGUCCCUGCUUUUCUGAACGUCGUCGAUAUUGCCGGUCUUGUCAAGGGCGCUCACGAGGGUCUGGGUCUGGGUAAUGCUUUCCUGUCAAACAUUGCGGCUUGCGAUGCCAUCUUCCACGUCUGCCGUGCCUUCUCGGACGAGGACAUUGUCCAUGUCGAGGGUGAUGUCGACCCCGUCCGUGAUUUGGACAUUAUCAGUAACGAGCUGCGUCUCAAGGACAUUGCUGCCCUCGAAAAGGUGAUGCAGCCCCUGGAGCGCGUUGCCCUCCGCGGUGGGGACAAGAAGAAGAAGGAGGAGUACGACAUGCUGCUCAAGUUUAAGGAGUUUUUGGCCGCUGGCAACGACAUCCGCAACGGCGAGUGGGAUCGCAACGAGAUUGAUGUGCUCAACGAGCACCUCUUCCUGACCGCCAAGCCCGUCAUUUACCUGGUCAAUCUCUCCCAGAAGGACUUUGUUCGCAAGAAAAACAAGUGGCUCAGCAAGAUCAAGGCCUGGGUCGACGAGCACGAGAAGCACCCCACCAUCAUCCCCUACUCUGCCGACUUUGAGCUCGCCCUUGCCCUCAUGGACACGGAUGAGGCCCGUGCCAAGCACCAGGAGGAAGUCGGUGCUGCCAGCAUGCUCAGCAAGAUUAUCAAGGCCGGUUACCAGGCCCUCAACCUGUGCUAUUUCUUCACCGCUGGCAAGGAUGAGGUCAAGGCUUGGACCAUCCAGACUGGUUCUCGUGCCCCCCAGGCUGCCGGCCGCAUUCAUACCGACUUUGAACGCGGCUUUAUCAUGGCGGAGGUCAUGAACUUUGAGGACUUUAAGGAGGCAGGUUCGGAAGCCGGCGUCAAGGCAGCUGGCAAGUACCGCCAGCAGGGCAAGACCUACGUCGUGCAGGAUGGCGAUAUCAUCUUCUUCAAGUUCAACGUGACUGCCAAGAAGAAAUAAGUCAUUUAACUGACCAUGCAUCUCCUUCUGGGCUUGACUGUCUUCGACAACAUGCUGUGUUUGAGCCUUUUUGCGUUUCUUUUUCUUGUGAUGCUUGCACCAUCUUUUCCUCUUGUUUCUACCCUACCCUUCUUGUUUGUGACUUCCAUAUUUUUUUUUUCUUCUUUCCAACAACCCUGCUUCAUUCUUCUCGCUGGGUUUCUGGUCUUGCGUUGGACCAGAUGUGUGACUUUGAGCACUGCCUUUCACACUGAGUCUUUCACACCGAGCAUCGGCAGCCGGGUGGCCAUGCCGCCCUUGAGAGUCGAAAUUCGCGCUUCAAAUUCAGCGAACUCAGGAAUAUUCCAUUGUGACGUCGUGGCACAAUGACACAUGGCAACGCAUCAGAUGAAAACAACUCAUGUUUCGGCAAACAACCAAACCGUGCUUCAAAUCGAUAAACAAAAAUCG